Paramecium sonneborni is the source of this 1699-nucleotide messenger RNA. The record is from the annotation of a GenBank genome assembly. NCBI's taxonomy places the organism in Eukaryota, Ciliophora, Oligohymenophorea, Peniculida, Parameciidae.
AUGAAGUCUUAGUUGGCCAUAUUGAUUUUGUUAUUGAUAGUAGUGGCUUAAACAAGAAGAAUUAACUUUUUAGGACAUCGAAACGAAGAUGAAAAUGAAAAUAAAGGAGAUGGAGAAGAAAGUCAUGGAAAUGGAGAAGAAAGUAACGGAAAUGAAGGAGAGGAAAGCGAUGGAAAUGAAGGAGAAGAAAGUGGAUAAAAGGAUUCCGGUGAUGAAGGUAAUAAGUUAUAUAUGAAUAAAAGGAUCGAAUAAUGAUGGUUCAUGUUCUAAUAGUAGUGGUUCAACAGGUAGUGAGCCAUUUGAAUAAGAGACAUGUAAAGGUGUAAUGUUCGAUGCAGGAAGUUCAGGAACAAGAGUGUUUGUUUAUAUUUGGCCUUGCAGAUUGUUUAAUUAUGCAAAUCCAGAAAUAGAAAUAACAUAAAAGGUAUCAAAAAAUAAAAUAUGAUUAAAGGCACCUUCAGUUAAAGUUAAUCCUGGAAUUUCACAUUAUGGAGAUAAUAUUUCUGGACUCAGAGAAUAUUUCAAGCCUUUAAUUGAAUUUGCUAAUGAGCAUGUUGAAGAAGAAGUCAGACACAGAACACCUAUUCUACUUGGAGCAACAGCUGGUAUGAGAAUUCUAGAUUGGAGUCAAUAAUAUGAUGUAAUGGAAGAAGUUAGAAGCAUUUUAAGAGAAAGUGGAUAUUUAUUUGAGAGCUCAGAUUGGGCAAGAAUUAUUAGUGGAAAAGAUGAGGUUAAUUUAUAAAUUUAAUAUUAGGGUGCUUAUUUAUGGUUGUCAGUUAAUUAUUUAAAAGGUUAUUUUGCUAGUAAUAAUAUUGAUGAAUAAGGUAGAUUAAUUGAAAGUUAUACAACUAUUGAUAUUGGUGGUGCUAGUACUUAAUUGGCUGAUGAUAUUAAUGAGGAAGAUCAAUAUUAUUUAUCAUACGAUGAUGAAUAUUAAACAGAUUAUCAUACAUUUGAUACAUCUAUUUAUAAUAUUUCAUUAUAUUCUCACUCUUGGUUGUAUUUUGGUUAAGAUUAAGCUAGAAUUUAGAUUAAUAAAUUUUUGAGAAAUUUACAUAAAAGAUCAUCAAGUUUUUAAAACCCUUGUUUUCUCAAAGGAUAUAAGUCUUAAUUUAAUGAUGAUGUUGAAGUAAUUGGAACUGGUAAUCCUAAUGAUUGCAAAGAUUUGAUUGAUUUAUAUUUGCUUGGAUUUAAUAGCACAUGUGAUUAAUGUGCACUUUAAGAAUCUUAUAUACCAACAAUAAGAUCUGAUUCAAAACUUUAUGCAGGAGGGUCUGCUGAAUUUGUAGCUAAAGUUUUUAAUGAUGACGAUGACUUCACAUGGACUUAAUUUGAAUUUUUUGAUGAAUUUUGUUAAAAAGAAUUUGAUGAAAAAAAUGAUGAUAAAUAUUAUCCCACUUAAUGCUUCCUUGGACUUUAUGUUUAAGAAUUAUUAGCUAAUGGCUAUAGAAUACCAUCUGAUACGUAUUAUUAUAUUUAUUAUAUUUAUAGUUUAAUUGAAACAGGAAAGAUCAACAAAGUAGAACCAUCAUGGACAUUAGCUGCAAUCUUUGAUUAAAUUGAUGAUAAUGAAUCCUGCUCUGAUAGUCCUCAUUGUAAUUUAAGAAGACAUAUGAAAAAAUGGAGAAAAGACAGUUUCCAUCCAUCUAUGAAAGAACGCAAACGAAACGCUCCCCUAUCAAAUUUGGUUCAAUGAUAU